GGAAAGCUUCAGUUGGUAAGACGUCAGUGGCUCACAUUCACCUACAACCAUGGCGAAGGAGAAGGUUCACGUCAACGUGGUCGUCAUCGGUCACGUUGACAGCGGUAAAUCCACCACCACUGGACACCUGGUCUACAAGUGUGGAGGCAUUGAUCCCAGAAAGCUGGAGAAAUUUGAGAAGGCUGCAGCUCAGUUGGGAAAGAGUUCCUUCAAGUUUGCCUGGGUGCUGGAUAAGCUCAAAGCUGAGAGGGAGCGAGGGAUCACCAUUGAUAUCUCACUUUUGAAAUUUAACACUCAAAAGUACACCAUGACUAUAAUUGAUGCUCCAGGGCACAGGGACUUCAUCAAGAACAUGAUAACUGGGACGUCGCAGGCAGAUGUGGCCCUCCUGAUGGUCUCGGCAGCCAAAGGGGAGUAUGAAGCCGGCGUUUCCAGGAGCGGUCAGACCAGAGAGCACGCCCUGCUGGCCUACACGCUGGGGGUUAAGCAAAUCAUCGUCUGCGUGAACAAGAUGGAUCUGACCGAGCCCCCUUACAGCCAGAAACGCUAUGAGGAAGUGAUGCGCGGCGUGAGCGGCUUCCUGAGGAAGAUCGGCUACGACACGAAUGCCGUGCCCUUCGUUCCAGUUUCUGGAUGGACUGGGGAGAACAUGAUCAGCGUAACCCAGAAGAUGCCCUGGUACCAAGGCUGGAAAAUCAGGCGGAGGGAAGGGCCUUCAACUGGGAAGACUCUUCUUGAAGUUCUGGACUCUAUUCAGCCUCCGGUGCGAACAAUCAACAAACCUCUACGGCUACCUCUGCAAGACGUCUACAAAAUUGGAGGAGUUGGGACUGUGCCAGUGGGGAAGAUUGAAACAGGCGUCCUCAAACCCGGCAUGACCUUGGUGUUCUCUCCAGCUAAGCUCACCGCAGAGGUCAAGUCAAUUGAGAUGCACCACCAGGGCCUGCAGACGGCUCUGCCGGGGCACAACGUCGGGUUCAACAUCAAAAACGUGUCAGUCAAGAACCUGCGCCGUGGGGACGUGGCCGGCAACGCCCAACAGGAUCCACCUUCAGAUGUCCGCAGCUUUGAAGCACAGGUGAUUAUCCUGAACCAUCCUGGGAAGAUCAAGGCGGGAUACUCUCCUGUCCUUGACUGCCACACGACACAUGUCACAUGCCGCUUCACCGAGCUGAAGGAGAAGCUGGACCGGCGCACCGGCAAGAAGCUGGAGGAGCAGCCACAAACCCUGGUGUCUGGAGAUGCUGCCACUGUCAAACUGGUUCCCGUGAAGCCCAUGUGUGUGGAGAGCUUCUUCACAUACCCUCCUUUAGGCCGCUUUGCGGCAAGAGAUCUGAAGCAGACAGUUGCUGUAGGAGUCAUCAAGUCGGUGGAGAAAGACCAGGGGUCUAAAGCUCAAAAGCUUCAAGUUUGUAAAUAAGUGCUCUGUAAAUGUAUGCUGCGAAAAAGCUUUUUAUUUUCCAGUGAAUUUCAGUUUGUUUAAAAUGUAUAAUUUGACCAGAAAAGAUGCAGCUGGUAUAUUUCUGUUAAUUUAAACAAAUAAAAACUGGUUUGGAG
Oryzias latipes (Japanese medaka) is the source of this 1557-nucleotide messenger RNA. It is a transcript of the gene eef1a1l3, whose product is annotated as eukaryotic translation elongation factor 1 alpha 1, like 3. The record is from RefSeq and is marked provisional. Gene Ontology annotation, molecular function: GTP binding; GTPase activity; translation elongation factor activity. Gene Ontology annotation, biological process: translational elongation. Lineage: Eukaryota; Metazoa; Chordata; Actinopteri; Beloniformes; Adrianichthyidae.